Molecule: messenger RNA, 588 nt
Organism: Ichthyophthirius multifiliis
Lineage: Eukaryota; Ciliophora; Oligohymenophorea; Hymenostomatida
Exons: 1
Source: RefSeq, a predicted model, not a curated record
AUGAAGAGAAAAACUACAUUCGUACCUGGAGAUUUCUUAACCCGCGCUGAAAAAAUUGAAUAAAUAACAAUUCCAUUAUCAACAGAUAAUAAAAUAAUAGUAACCCCAAAUAACGAAGGUUUAGGCUUUAGAAAAAACUGUUAUAAUCAAGAAUAAUUAGCAAAUAAAGUAGAAAAAAAAAAAUUUGACUUAACAAUAAUAUAAGCAAAUAAAAUAUGCGAAACAGUAUGGAAAAAUAAAAAAAUGGAAGAAGAAGCAGAAUAUUCCAAAUCAUUAAAAACAGUAUUAUAUGUAGCAAUAUUUUUUUCAAUCCUUUCUUUUGUUUUAUUAAUUAUUCUUGUAUAUGGAGAUGGAACAGAUUCCUUAUUAUGGGCUAGUAUUAGCUUAAUAUGUAUUGCAGGUACUCUUAUUUUAAUUGUAGUUAUUAAAAGUUUGUUUACAGAACCGAAGUUUAUUGAUUUAGAAAAAACAAUAAUGGAUUAGUUAAAUAUAUUUUUUGAUAAAGAAAAUAAUAAUUUUUAUUCAAAAAAUGGACUUUUAUGGGAAGUAUAAGAAAAAUUUUAUUGGCUAACAUUACAUAUAAAAUGA